AUGAAGUCCCAGCGCCGGCUUAUGGCCCUCCAGGCUCGAAGGAUCAAGGCCACCAAACUGGUCGCGGAGACCCAGAGGCCUUGGUGGGCGCCGCUUGCGUCAGAGGCGCCGAGAUUUUUGCGGACCAUGCCACAGGUGCCGGACAUCGACUGCCAUCAAAUGCUGGGUGCAACUCGCGGCGCAUCUCCCACAGAGCUUAAGGAUGCCUUUUUGGCAAAAGCCAGGCAGCAUGAUCCGUUGAUGGAUGUACAGCAAGACAGGACGAACUUUGUCGUGGCCAGAAUGUGCUACGAGUUUCUGGCGGCAUCUCAACGCAGUGAGGAAGGUCGACGUUCACCCCAGAUGCCUCUGGCUGAUGUGGACGAUCUGCAUGACGGCCCAUUUCAGAGGUGGAGUGGACUGCAGUCGACACGAGCAUUCUUCGGUAGCUUGAUGCCCAAGGCGCAGCCGUGA
This is a messenger RNA of Symbiodinium necroappetens, 453 nucleotides long. The record is from the annotation of a GenBank genome assembly. Lineage: Eukaryota; Dinophyceae; Suessiales; Symbiodiniaceae.